UAACGAAAAAUUUUGAAUUUUCAUUGAAACACUGGCCGAUCAAGAGGAUCUCUGGCCGGUUGACGGGCUUGGUGUAAAUUGACCACAACCUACAGAAUAAUUUGCAAGGAAGAGAUUAUGUCCGGGAGUCACAGAUUCUCAUAUUUGUAAGAGCUUGACCUCUUCGAUCUCUCAAUCAUGCCGAGCAUCAUCAGCAAUGAACUCAACGAUACCAAAUCCAUCAAGAUCAGCGACAUCAGAUCCAAUGGCGACUUCACUCUUCGGAAGCGAAGAUUGAGAUCCGAUUCGGCUGCAGAAGACGGAUCAAAGUCGAAAUCUCCUCGUCGAUGCAUCAAUGGCGGCCUCAAUUGCACUGAAAAUGGAAUUAUUGAAAAAGAAUCUGGUGAUAAUAAGGUUGUCAAAUCUCGCGAAUUGCUGGUGAAAAAAUUGUCUGAUGAUUUUAUUGACAAACCAAAAUGGAAUCCAAGAGGGAAGAUGAGAAGAAAAGGGUUUUGGAGUUCUGUAAACAAUGCAUAGAGCAAGAGAAAGCAGGGAGUUUGUAUGUGUGUGGAUGUCCAGGGACUGGGAAAUCGCUGAUGGAAAGAGUUAAAGACUCUCUGGUCGAUUGGGCACAGGGGUUAUCUUUUAAAACAUGGCAGAAAGUUGCAGCUGCAUCUGGAGAUAUGAGGAAAGCUCUGUGCAUCUGCAGAAGUGCAAUUGAGAUGCUACAAGCAGAGCUGAGGGAAUCUGCAUGCAAUUUGGAUUUCUCAUUAGCAGAGAAUGGGUACUCAAAUCAACAGACAACUCCAGCUUGUUAUUUAAUAAAGCAAGGAAUUGAUAUUGUGAGGGUUGACCAUAUGGCUAUUGCUUUGUCAAAGACCUAUAGAUCACCAAUAAUGGACACCAUACAAUCUCUUCCACAACAUCAACAGAUUAUACUUUGUUCUGCUGUGAAGCUUUUCCGUGGGGGAAAGAAGGAUACAACUAUAGGCGAGCUCAGUAAAUCAUACUUAGACAUCUGCAAAUUAACAUUAAUCCCACCAGUUGGAAUUAUGGAACUUUCAAGCAUGUGUAGAGUUCUAGGUGACCAGGGUCUUCUCAAACUUGGUCAAUCUCGAGAAGAUAAAUUAAGAAGAGUAGCACUAAAAGUCGAUGAAGCAGAUGUUGCAUUUGCAUUGCAGGGAAUUCGUGUCUUUCGAGAUUGCCUUAAUGCUUGUCUGUAGGAUAUGGCCUUGUGAUUUUUAUUUUUCCUUGGUAUUGGUGGCUGUUCCAUUUUCAGUUAUGUGGAUGCUCUAAUUAUAAAGAUAACAGUGCUUUGGUGAGCACAUAUUAUUUCACUCAGAGGUUGCAAUGAAUAAGCUUUAACCGAUGGAAUAAUCAAAGAGCAAACUUGAAAGGCUAGGAGGGUGUUGCUGUUGCUAACAUUUCAAUUAUCUUAGUUUUUUAGAAUUAAAAAAAAUAUAUAUAUAUAUAUAGCUCAAAAAUAUUGAAGAAUGGAAUAUAUACAUCCAUAUCUUCCUUGUAACAGAAUUUCCCAGGUAUUUAUUUGAAGAAUGAAUUAUACACAUCCAUAUCUUCCUUGUAACAGAAUUCCCUGAUAUGAGUGCAAAGUCGUCAAAUUUUCAGCUUACCAA
This is a messenger RNA of Camellia sinensis, 1613 nucleotides long. Lineage: Eukaryota; Viridiplantae; Streptophyta; Magnoliopsida; Ericales; Theaceae. The record is from RefSeq and is a predicted model, not a curated record.